This is a messenger RNA of Cryptotermes secundus, 1787 nucleotides long. RefSeq names its product zinc finger protein 2. Gene Ontology annotation, molecular function: DNA-binding transcription factor activity, RNA polymerase II-specific; zinc ion binding; RNA polymerase II cis-regulatory region sequence-specific DNA binding. The record is from RefSeq and is a predicted model, not a curated record. Gene Ontology annotation, biological process: regulation of DNA-templated transcription. Gene Ontology annotation, cellular component: nucleus. The coding region runs from base 338 to 1558 and encodes 406 amino acids. NCBI's taxonomy places the organism in Eukaryota, Metazoa, Arthropoda, Insecta, Blattodea, Kalotermitidae. The transcript is spliced from 7 exons.
UUAUAUUAUUACGGUUUUUGGCAAUGUGGUUGUUCCAGCCCUUUGAAGUGUUAAGAAACACGCUCUACCUGUAUUUCUACAUUUUGAAAUGGACUGCUAUGAUAAACUCUUUUUCUUUCGUUUGAAAUCGGCAAUAUCUUUUCAAGCGCACGCAAUCGAAAUUGUAUUGAGCUGUGAGCGUCGUAUGAAAACGACGCUGUAACCAGCGUCAUUUGUUCAUCGGUGUUUUUACGGCGUCGUCGUUAGAGGUCAUAAGUAAAAAGAUCGUUAAUAAUCAAGAAAUCCUUUAUAUAGGCCUAUUUUAUGAAAUGGACGACGGUUGAAAAAGAGGGGAAAAAUGGGGACGGCACCAAAUUUAGAUAAGUUAUGUCGUAUAUGUACUGAUGAACAAACAGAUAAUAUUCUUAUAUUUAGCGAAGAAGGAAAAAAACUUUAUUUAGAAGCGAAAAUGAAGAAAUAUUUACACAUAGCGGUUUCAGUUGAGGAUAUUUUACCCAAAAUGGUUUGCACAAAUUGUUGCAAGAAAUUGGAUAGUAUACAUCGUUUUGCAUGCAUGGCAGUAAAAAUGCAAGACAAGCUGAAAAUGUUGCUUGAGACUCCAUCUUCAGUGGAAGAAGUAAAAAAGGAACACAGCAUAUUACACUCCAUACUUAGCAAGGGAACAGAGCCUGAGUGUGAGGUUACGGAAGUGGAGGUACGGGUAGAUCCGAUGCUCUUCCUUUGUGCACUGGAGGAAGAUGGUAGCAGUGGUGGUGAAGACACUACUUCUGAUAAUUCAUUCCACCAGACUUCUGCUGCUUUAAAUGACACGGAGCAACAACCACUUCCUCUGCCACCUUCUUCACAAUUAUCAAUUGUCCCACCUGCUUCCCCAGCCAUAGUGGGAAAGGAAAUGAAACCUUAUCGCUGCUCGGUUUGUUCAAGAGGUUUUAACAAUGAGAUUGGAUUACAGAACCAUCUCUGGAGCCAUCUUCCUCCAGGGCGUCGUAUUCUUACAAACACUGACAGCAACAACCAGCUACAAAGACAAUCACCUGUGUAUUCAUCACGAGGAGUGCUACAUACCAACACCAAUCCUGUAACCAAUAGCAACAAUAUGAGAUUUGUAUGUCCUAUCUGUGGUAAGAAAAUCUCAACAAAAGGGAACCUAAAAGUACACCUUGAAACUCACCGACCAAAGGGAAAGUAUGGCUGUGACAUCUGUGGCAGAGUAUUUAAAACGCAGUCUAAUCUGUACCGCCAUAAGGAUUAUCACGGAGGCAUACAGUUCCCUUGUGUUGUAUGUGGGCGAGUGUAUCCCACUAACAGCACACUUCGAGCCCACAGCAUUACUCAUAGUGACCUUAGACCUCAUGCAUGUCCUCUUUGUGACAAGACCUUCAAACGUAACCAGGAUCUGAAGUUUCACAUUAAUCAGCACACUGGUGCACGACCUUACCAGUGUCCAUAUUGUCCUAAAGCAUUUGCCAGCUCGGGAAAUUGUUUCUCACAUCGUAAACGAAUGCAUCCUCAGGAGGUUGAGCGUGACCGAGAGCGAGCCGCACAAAUAAUGCGGUGAGAUGAUGAUAGCUGCUAACAGGAGUUUUUGUUGUGAAAGUAAGGUCUCUUCCCUCUUGUAUCAUAACACAGAUAAUUUUGUCUCAAUAGUUGUGGCUGUCUGGUCAUCUAAAAGUAAGGUUUUACUUUUGGAACCCUAUUGAACACUUUUCAUAAAUAGUAGUUACUAUAGGAUUCUGACGAUGGUGUAUAACACACUGAUAUAUUGGGUUUUUGGACUUCAUCCAUCG